Messenger RNA from Bradysia coprophila, 1558 nucleotides. RefSeq lists its product as uncharacterized. The record is from RefSeq and is a predicted model, not a curated record. Lineage: Eukaryota; Metazoa; Arthropoda; Insecta; Diptera; Sciaridae.
UUAAAUUCACUUUCUUAAGACUAUACGUUUCAGAUAUGUUCGAACCAACUGAAGACAUUUGUUUAUGUUUGUUAGAAAAAAAUUAGUUUGUUGUGAUUUAUAAAAAUUUAAUUAUAAUAAUAAUACAAAGAGUUACAUUAUUCGUGUCCUACACAUCAACCGACUGCAUAAUAAAUAACUUCCAAUAUAUGGACAACAAGUGAUUGAUUCAAAGCUUUAACACCAAUGUGUUUUUUUGGUUAAUUAGAAACUUAUGCAAAAACCAAUUUGAAUUACCAAUAUACUUUUACUGUGAUGCAAUCGUAUACCAAUCAAAAUGAUAUUCAGAAACAUUUUGUGCUCAUUCCUAAUUUGUUUAGUUUUUUGUGAUAUAACUAUAGCGGCCAGUACCAAAAAUAAAAACUCAACUCUCAUUAUAAAAUCGAAUAAAACUAAAUCAAAAUUAACGAAUCAUAAUGGAAAUUCUGCACUAGCACUAUCAUCAUCCACAGCUUUGUUACAAAAUACGUCCACAACGAAGCAGACGGCCUCCAAAGCUAAGAACGAUGGUAACAAAACUUCAAAUAGAAAGUCUAACAAAACCACUGCGAAACCAUCAGCACCGAAACGUGCUAUAGCUACCUCAUCCUCUUUGUCGCGCCAAAUUGUACCGACUCAAUCAUCGAACCGUAUCCAACUGUCGACCAAGGAAAUUCCACCGAGGAAACAACCCACAAAGAGACAGAAAAUCAAAGAACCGCUGAACUAUGACAACGAUCUGUACCAAUGUCCUAAUGCCACACAGGCGGAGUUUCAGCUGUUUCCAACGCUAUGCAAACGGCAUGGUGAAUGCAUAAAGAAUGUUGGGAAAACGUAUCGGUGCUGUAAGCAAUUUGGUAGCAAAAGAUGUUUGAGAGGGGUUGCCAAACCAAUUCCGGAACAGGAUCAUGCACCAAUACUCGGACUUAUACCGAGGAAAUGUCCGAAGGAACCGUUAGCUGAACUAUUUUGGCAAUUGCAAACAUGCGAAACGGACGCAGAUUGUUGGCCGAGAGUUUGUUGCCCGGAUGGAGUGAAGCGGUAUUGUCGCACAUCGAAGCCUGAACUUGAGAAAUUGUCACUUCCCGGUGCCAAGCAACUUUCCUAUCCUAUCGAAUCACUGUCUGCCUACUUGCAAUGUACACCUCCGCCACCGCCCGCUUUCGAUUCAUAUCCGAAAAAGUGUAACAACACCUUGGAUUGCUUCCCGAAUGUGUGCUGUCAGGAAGAAGGCAAAAAACACUGUCGACCGCCUCGUAGAUCACUUCUCGCCUUAGUCACAGGCUUUGCCCAGCGAUUCAACACUGGCCUCGUCAGACAAUGGACCGAUAAUUUAGUAAUAAAAUGAAGCCGUUGCCGAGACAAACUUAUUUAUUAUUUGCCAACAAAAUUGCCAAUAAUUGAAAAUGUCAUGUCGCCAAUAAAAUGUAAACAAUGACCAUCCAUGGACGUGUUUUAAUACUUCCACUCUCCUUUUUUUUUAAACCGGGGCGUGAACCGCUGUCUCAACUUUCAAUUAUUCCCAAUGAUGUUGCCAUUA